AAAGCGCUCCGAACGUGCCCAAAAUUCCUGCUCUUCAAAAUCAAACGAAAAACUUGAAGUCAUACGCGUAAUGGACUGAAGAACUUGUCUUAGACUUCUCCGAUUUUGGUGUUAUGUGGGAAAAUUACCAAGACAAGGAAAUCCUUUUUAAAAAAUCUCAUAAGGAAAUUUAAGUAAUAACACUUUUAAAACUUUAAUAAAAUCUUCACCAACAAAAUAUAGUUACAAACAAUAAAGAUCCACUCUUUAAUAUUUAAUAAACCACAAACACGCCGAAAUUGCACAUCAAAUAAAAGUGUUCCCUAACCCAAAAUAUAAUCUUUACAAAUCUCGCAAAAAGCAAACUGCCAAAAAACGCAAUUUUGUCAAGAAACAGCAGCGUGCAACAUGUGACGUCACAGGCAUAAGGCAGCCGCCGACCGCGGAGUGGAAAUUAGCAGGCAGAUACAGUAACCGAAUCGGAAUGGGCAGUGGGUGGUUUUGGCGAGGCGGAGGAGGAGGAUCGGGCCGGAUGGCCAACAUGAAAGGACGACACUCGACACCAAAUGGGGCAGCAGCUGGAAACCGCAGGAACAGCAACGGCAGCAAAGGCAGUGUCCACUCUGGCAUUCUGUUAUUCGUGCUGACAGCGCUGACACUAACGAGCUUAAUAACGCCCACAGAGCAGCUGGCCGUGGCGCCAAAUGGUACCACUCCGCAGCAACUGGACCCCGAGUCCGUGGAAUCGAUGGCCGGCGACUUUUACCGAGCCACAAAUGGCAGCCUCAACGGGACAAUGGCGCCCAACGUGGGGCCCCACCUGGACCACAAACACCGAACGGUGCCGGGGAACGGGAGCCACUACCUGGACUACGACGAGGAUGCGGGUGCAGACUGCUCGUACAGCUACAACUUCAUCCUGAAGCUGAUCACGAUGAUCCUGUACGCCCUGGUCUGCAUCAUCGGGCUGUUCGGCAACACCCUGGUCAUCUAUGUGGUGAUGCGCUUCUCCAAGAUGCAGACGGUCACGAAUAUAUACAUCCUGAACCUGGCCAUCGCCGACGAGUGCUUCCUGAUCGGCAUCCCCUUCCUGCUGUACACCAUGCAGGUGGGCAACUGGUCCUUCGGCAACUACAUGUGCAAGGCCUACAUGGUGAGCACCUCGAUCACCUCCUUCACCUCGUCGAUCUUCCUGCUGAUCAUGUCGGCCGACCGCUACAUAGCCGUGUGCCACCCCAUAUCCUCGCCCCGCUACCGCACGCCCUUUGUCUCCAAGCUGGUCUCGGCCUUCGCCUGGAUGACCUCUGUGCUGCUGAUGCUCCCGGUCAUCCUCUUCGCCAGCACCGUCCAGUCGAGCAACGGGAACGUGUCCUGCAACAUCGAGUGGCCCGACACCCAGAACUCGCACACCGACUCCACCUUCAUCCUGUACUCCCUGGUCCUGGGCUUCGCCACCCCGCUGACCUUCAUCCUGGUCUUCUACUGCCUGGUCAUCAGGAAGCUCCACACGGUGGGGCCCAAGCACAAGUCCAAGGAGAAGAAGCGCUCGCACAGGAAGGUCACCAAACUGGUGCUCACGGUAAUAAGUGCCUACAUAUUUUGUUGGCUUCCCCACUGGAUUUCUCAGGUGGCUCUGAUUAGCUCGGCCCCGCAGCGCUGUGCGUCCCGCCUGGAGCUGGCCGUGUUCCUGGCCUGCGGCUGCCUCAGCUACUCCAACUCGGCCAUGAACCCCAUCCUGUACGCCUUCCUCAGCGACAACUUCAAGAAGAGCUUCAUGAAGGCCUGCACCUGUGCGGCGCGCAAGGACGUGAAUGCCCAGCUGCAGCUGGAGAACAGCUUCUUUCCCAAGUUCGGCAAGGGCAGGCAGUCGGAGCGGCUGCUUGGGGCCGUCGGAAAAGGUGGCGCCCAACGUGGGGCGUUGGCCAAGAAGAAGGCAUCGUCGUCGAGGAACAACAAUGCCCCGAUGGCCACCGCCACGACCACGACAACGACCACCACGGCGGGCACGGAUGCAGUGACCUGCCUGCAGCCGGCAGUUCACCAGGUGCCCGCCGAAAUCCAGGUGGGCAGCCCGGCCACCGUGCUGGUGGUCAACGCGGAGACCAACAACUGUAAGCCCCCCGUGCUCCACACGGACUUAUAAGACCGGGCUCCCUCGAUGCCCCUGGAAACGGUGGUGUUCAUCGCCCGGAGGUGAGAUCGGCGGAUGCAACUGGAACUGGAACUGAUGUGCCAGUCGGAGUGCUUGCUGUAGGCUAAGCCCUCACUGAAACGAUAUUGAUAUUUUAUACCACUAAGGUAGGGCCUUGCGAAAACGGAAACAAGUAGUACGAUUUUUAUAAGGUUGAAUCUCACAGAAUAACAUCGCAAAGAAUGUAUGCUGACUUACAAACGGUUUUAUUUUUAUUAUUACUAACAAAUAAAGUAGUUGUUUACAUUACAUUCAAAAAGAACUAUAAAUACUAAAAUUUACUUAGAAAAUAUUUAUUUUUCAAUAAAUAAACCUGUAGGAAUUUUUUAACAAUCUAAAAGCUUUCCAGCGAAUAUAAAAAUAUUCUGAAUUUAUAUUAGACAGUUCCAUAGGCCACUUUAAGUUUUUUGAUUAAGUUUCCUAUAAAUAUAAAAUCGAUUCACAGUGAUUUAAGUCUCAAGGGCACAUAACAAAUGAAUAAUAUCAUAUUUUUUACCGUUUUCUCAUUGGCAGGCUUAUCAGAUAAACGUUUAUAUAAGUUUUUCGAAUUAUUAAGUGUGCAUAAUUUUAUUGGCGUUUUCAAAUUUACAUACUCCGCUAGAAUAAGCUUGAAAACCUUUUAAAGUUAGCAAGUUAGAAUAAGUUUGUGUAGCUGGUUGUGGAGCAGUUGGGAAAUAGAAAAAGUUACUAAUGUAAGCCAAAGAUUUAAUCUUAAUGUUCAAGGAAAGACUUUGAAAUGCAGCAAAUAAAACAUGUUUGAUUGAAGUCGACAGUUUACAAGGGUUCAUUUAAAUUAAAAUUAAAAACCAAACAUAAUAAUUCCAUGAUUGCAAAUAAUUCCAUUGGAAAUAAAACUUACAAGUAUUCAAUGAAAAACUCUAUAAAUCGAAUUAAACUGCAAUGUGAUUGUACAAAAUAUAACAUGAACAAAAAACUGGAAAAUUUGCAUAACGAUUCAUAACAGUAAUCUUAAACGAAGCUUAAUUAACCGUGUAUAUUUUAAUUUACAUUAAGCUAAACGUUUUUUAAGCACACGCGUGCAUUAACUCAAUUGUGCGGCCAAUAAUGAUAAUUGAAUUCAAUUAAUGCUAAUGAAGUAAUAAAAACAUACUGAACUGUGGCCAUAAAUAUUAAAUAGUGUCGAAAAUAUAGCAAGCAAAUACAAUUACAAUAGAUUCCUCCUUCAUUGUUUGCGUAACCCAAAAUAGUUGUACAACAAAACUGUUCAAACAAACUCACAGUAAACUAAUGUUAGUAUUUAUCAUUGACUUGAUUAUUGUAAACAAUAGCCAGAAUUAUCGUUGGCAAAUGUGGGAAAUCACUUUUCCCCCAUUAAUGUAUUUGUACUUUUGAAAGUAAACUUAGGCUAAUCCGUACAUAAGAUUAAUUAUUGAUAUGUGUAUUUGUUAAUUGUCCAAAAAAUACAGGAAAAUGAAUGAAAACCAAAAAGGAUUAAUGUAACAUUUUUCAAUUUUAAGUGUAACUUGAUUGAAGCUAAACGUAUUUGCUAUAGAUAAAUGUAAGUGCAAUUUAAGUGCUUGAAAAUUGAAAUAUAAAAAUAAACAAUAUUUUAAA
Messenger RNA from Drosophila subpulchrella, 3745 nucleotides. It is a transcript of the gene AstC-R2, whose product is annotated as somatostatin receptor type 2. The record is from RefSeq and is a predicted model, not a curated record. Lineage: Eukaryota; Metazoa; Arthropoda; Insecta; Diptera; Drosophilidae. Bases 464 to 2122 code for a protein of 552 amino acids. Gene Ontology annotation, biological process: G protein-coupled receptor signaling pathway. Gene Ontology annotation, molecular function: somatostatin receptor activity; peptide binding. Gene Ontology annotation, cellular component: neuron projection; membrane. The transcript has 5 exons.